Molecule: messenger RNA, 1362 nt
Organism: Aspergillus ibericus CBS 121593
Lineage: Eukaryota; Fungi; Ascomycota; Eurotiomycetes; Eurotiales; Aspergillaceae
Exons: 5
Coding region: 1-1362 (453 amino acids)
Source: RefSeq, a predicted model, not a curated record
AUGCCCGCUGGUCACUCACAGAUACUUAAAGAAUACCUAAAGUCCAUCGUUUCCGCAAAUUGUCGACUAAUCCUCCCAAUCUACAGCCUAGCAACAGAACAGUCCAAACUGAAUUCGCUCGCAGAAGUCAUUCUCAAGACUCACAAUAUCCUCAAACAGUCCCAUCGCGGUAUCGAGGCCUGGCGGAGCGGUCACGGUCGUCAAGAAGGCGAGCUCGCUCUGGUGGGUUAUUCUGUUACCAGCACUGACAGAGACAAUGGGCAUGUGUAUCGCCUCGUCCAUUUUCACAGUCUUGGAAACGCUGCUCUUAUGGGAUGUAUCAUACCCGGGCCAGAGGGCCAUCCGGUCAGCAAUUGGUUUCCACAAGAGUGCUACAGCGAUGAUCAAGAAAAACACCACCUGACCUACAAGAAGGAAGAAAGACAGCGUCAGGACAAAGAUUAUGUCUUUCCUGACGAGCAUCCUGAAACUGGAUUCAGUGCCCAAAUGAUUGAUAUGUCAACUAUGAACUACAGAGAAUAUGCCUCGUGUCUAGAUCUCAUUGCGAGGGACAUUAAUAGCCCGAGUGCGAUUGCAAAGAGGAAUGGGACGAGCUCUGGUUUAUCUCGAAGCAAGCCAUUCUCCAUUCGCCACGGUUGUCUACCCAUUGGCGUCACCAUCUCGCGACUUGGUCAAGAAAAGUAUACAUCGCUUUCCGAUACAAGAUGGUUACCAAGGUUCAGACAUGUUCAAGACUGUGUGCGACUUUCUUUUGCCUUGAAAACAACGAAAAAUGUCAUUCAAGGCACUGUGGAAUAUCUCGUGGAUAUUAUGCCUGCUCGGCGUGUUCAGCUACAUGGUGGACCAGUCACAAUUGCAACAGCACAGCAACAGAUUAUGACCGGGAUUAGUGGGCUGAGAAACAGGCAGUCAGCUAUAGGAUCGGGUUAUUGGCCGGUGAAUCUCUUCAUCGUCAUCGAUCUUGAUAACGAUUACUUGGUACUGCAAAACGCAGAGGUUCGGUUGUGCAGGAACAACCCCGACGCUAUCGUGCAGAUGGACCACAACGACAUGAAGAAGAGACUUGAUGGGCUCGCCGCUAAACAGGAUAAUUCAGAAUACGAGCUAGAAAUGCUGAUGACAAGCUGGGACAUUCAAGCAGGAAGGUGGAAAUUAUCGCGGUUUUGGAAUUACAAUGGCUUCAAACACAGUGUGAAGACAAGAUACAUGGACGCACGAGAUAGUACAGGGGACCAAUGCUCGAGUAUCCUGCCAGCGCUUCACUUUUUGGGCCCGCCAUCAUCUGGACUCAAAUCCAGUCAAGGCGUAGUGGCAGACCAAGCAGCACGCUACGUUCGUGCGCAGCCGGAUACAGACAUCUGA